Trifolium pratense (red clover) is the source of this 2863-nucleotide messenger RNA. Its product is annotated as DEK domain-containing chromatin-associated protein 2-like. Gene Ontology annotation, cellular component: nucleus. The transcript is spliced from 14 exons. Gene Ontology annotation, molecular function: histone binding; DNA binding. NCBI's taxonomy places the organism in Eukaryota, Viridiplantae, Streptophyta, Magnoliopsida, Fabales, Fabaceae. Gene Ontology annotation, biological process: regulation of double-strand break repair; chromatin organization. The record is from RefSeq and is a predicted model, not a curated record. The coding region runs from base 207 to 2597 and encodes 796 amino acids.
UCCGCAUUUGAAGUCCGAGUUGUAUAUUUACAGAAAUAACCCUAUGAGUCACUCAGAAGAGCUCAAGAGACCAAACACAAAACCAAACAUCCCAAGUUAACAUAAACCAAGCUGCUUCAAUGUUCUCUUUCAACCUUUGAAUCUGCGUAAGUGCUUAGUGUGUGCAGGAAAAAGUAACUUAUUGGUUUAGUGUAGAUAAGAUUAGUAUGGGUGAGGAAGAACCGGUUAAUACAGUUUCCAAGACUGACUCAAAUGGCAAUAGCACUCUGGAGAAAACUUUAGAUGACACGAAUGAAAAGAAGGACUGCGAACCUAAGGGAGGAAAAUCCUUGGAGAAUAAUGCAGUCAAAGACUUGAAGGAGGAUGGUAUAAAAGAAAUGGAAGUUGAUAAGAAAGCUGAUGGGGAGGAAGAACUAGAAAUGAAAGAGGAUAAGAAAGUUGAUGAUGGUAAGGUUAUAAAAGACGAUAACAAAGUUGGCGACGUGGAAGAAUUAAAAGACAGUAAGAAAGUUGAUGAAGGGGGGAAAUUAAAAGAGGCUGGGAAAGAAGUUGACAUGAAAGAAUCAGACGAUGAUAAGAUAGAUGAUUUUGUGAAUGAAAUGGAAGAAAAUAAGAAAGAUGAUAACGGGUUUGAGAAGGUUAAUGAGAAGUCAAAUGAAGAAGAUAUCAAAGUUGAGAAACGAUUGAAAAAAUGUGUGAGAGGAAAGACUAUUGAAGAGAAAAGUCAAGAAGGGGGGGAGGAUGAUAAGGUUGACGAUAAGUCAAAUGAAGAAGAUAAAGAUGAUACUAAAAUUGUGAAACUAUCGAAAAAGAGUGGGAGAGGAAAGGUCGAUGUGGAGAAGAUGAAAAAGAAAAUAAAGGAACAGAAGGAGACAAAGGGUAUCCCUGAAGGCAAAAAUGAGAGCAGUGAAAAUGAUGAAAGGCAAGAAGGGGAGGAGGAUGGUAAGGAUAAGGUUGACAAUAAGUCAAAUGAAGAUGGCGCUGAAGAUGUUGAAGUUGAGAAAGGAUUAAAAAAGCGCGGGAGAGGAAACAUCGAUGCGGGGCAGGCGAAAAAUGAAAUAAAGGAACUGAAGGAGACAGAGCCAAGGACUCCUACGACAACCAACCGUCCUGUACGUGAAAGGAAAUCUGUUAAGAGGUUGAUAGAAUCAGAGGAGACAGAUGCAUCCAAAGAAUUUCACAUUGAAAAGGGUCGUGGUACACCUUUAAAAGAUAUCCCUAAUGUGGCAUUUAAAUUAUCUAAAAGGACGGUUGAUGAUAAUUUAAAAUUACUCCAUACAAUCCUCUUUAGUAGGAGAGGAAAGGCCACCGAGAUUAAGAAUAAUAUAUCAAGUUUUUCUGGUUUUGUAUGGCAUGAAAAUGAGGAAAAUCAAAUGAUUAAACUAAAAGAAAAAUUUGACAAGUGUAAUAAAGAGAACUUGAUGGAAUUCUGCGACGUGCUUGACAUGCCAGUUACGAACGCAAAUACAAGGAAGGAAGAUAUUAUUGCAAAGCUAAUAGACUAUCUGGUUGCUCCUAAAGCCACUAAAACUGUGUUACUUGCAGAACAAGAAAAGUCCACUAAAGGGAAAAAGCGCAUAGCAAAAUCUGAAGAAAAAUCUGAAACAGCAACGCCACGUUCUGCUAAGAGCCGGAAGAAAAAUGAAGAUUUUUCAGUAGCAGAGAAGAGAAUUACCUCAACUGACACGGAAAGUGAGUCUGUGAAAGAAGAUAAAGUUGAAGAGAAAAAUAAAAACAAUGUUCCUGACAAUUCCGAAGAUGAAAAGUCGAUUCAAGAAAAAAAGCGCAAGCGCAUAGCAAAACAAGAUUCAUCGGAAACUGGAACAGCAAGAUCAAGACGUUCGGUUAAGAGUCAGAAGAAAAAUGGAGAUUCUGAAGUAGCAGCGGUGAGAAAGAGAUCAACUGACGCAGAAAAUGAGGCUGAGGAAGAACAGAAAGAUGAAAAAAAUGAAGCGGAAAAUGGAAAAGUUCCUGACAAAUCCAAGGAUGAAAAGCCUGUAAAAUCUGAAAGUGAGGAUAAAAAUGAUUCUGAUAAGGAAUCUGAAGAUGUGAAGAAAGUGAGUAAAACAACUAGAACAUCUUCAAGACAGAAAGAAGCUGCUGCAAAAAGUAAAGCAAAGCAAAUAACAGUUACAACAAAACCUUGCGCAGCACGUAAGAGAACUUCUAAGAAACCAUUGUCUACACACUCCGAGUCUGAUCAUGAUGAUAGUGAGGAAAGUCCAAAGGUCUUUUCAAGGAGGAAGAAAAAUGUAAAACAAGGAAAGCAGAAGAGCUCGAGUCUCACCAAGUCUUCCUCCGAAGACAAAACAGAAAAGGUUACUGAAAGAAAGGACAAGAGCAAAGAGGAGUCAGACCCCAGCGAUGAUCAGCUACGGAAGGGAAUAUGUGAUAUUUUCAAAGUUGUUGACUUCAAUACGGCUACAUUUAAGGAUACUGUGGAGCUACUCGGUAAGCGAUUCAACGUGGAUCUCACACCAAGAAAGGCGUCUAUAAAGACUAUUAUUCAGGAAGAGCUAACAAAACUAGUUGCAGAAGAUAUGGAAAAAGAAGAAAGGGGUGAGGAGGUUGAAGAUAUGUUGAAGAAGCCUAACUGAGGAUUAGGUGUGACUGCUUGGAGAUAUAUAAAUAGGUUUAUCAAUAUAUACAUUUUGAUUGGUUAUGCAUUUUAAGUACAUUUUGUAGAGCAAAAGUUGCUAUAACUAGCAAAAGUUGCUAGCAGUAGUUUCAAUAUUUUGUGGUGGCCUUAGUUGUGCUAUCAGUAAUUAUGCAGUUUCUUGCUUACACAUGAACACAACAUGUAAGGAAACUUUUGUGUAGGCUUUUUGUUAUGGAUAUAACUGUUAAAUACUAGUUUCAACUA